UCUGUGGCCAUCAAUUUGUAAAUAUUUAUUUAUCGAAAAGUUUAUCAAUAUUUAGGACCCGCAAAAAAGAAAUGGUGUGAACGUAUAGCAAAUUAGAUAUCUGUAUAAAAGGCUUAACAUAAUUAUUAGGCUCAUAAGUAAAUAGAAAUAUAUUUUACAUUAAAAAUAAUGGCUUCCAAAGAUGGAUGGAAUUAUAUUUCAGGAGUACCAGAGACAGAAGAACAGCAAAAGCUGCGAUUUCAAGUGGAGUUGGAAUUCGUUCAAUGUCUAGGAAACCCGAAUUAUUUGAAUUUUCUAGCUCAAAGAGGGUAUUUCAAAGACAGUACAUUUGUGAACUACUUGAAGUAUCUCUUAUAUUGGAAAGAACCUGACUAUGCAAAAUAUUUGAAGUAUCCCAUGUGUCUCUACUUCUUAGACCUGCUCCAAUAUGAACAUUUCCGUAGAGAACUAGUCAAUGCACAAUGUUCCAAAUUCAUUGACGAUCAGCAAAUUCUCCUAUGGCAACACUACACCCGUAGGAGAAACCGAUUGUUGGCACCCCAAAAUCCAAAUAGUACUCCAGAACAAAACACAGGAAACCAGAACAAUCAACAGAGUAACGGACACAUGAACCCUAAAAUAACAUAGAAUUUGAUGUCCAAAUCGAUUUUGCAUGUUUGCUUGUGAAUUUAAGGGGUUAUAAAAUGGGUAUAUUUUAUAUUUAAUGAAAGGUAUGUGUUUUAUUAAAAGUGGAUGGAAUACUCAUUUUCCUUUACUCAUUUAUUGUUUUCAUCAUGAAUAAAUAUUAAAUAAUGUUAUAAAUUCCAA
Messenger RNA from Coccinella septempunctata (seven-spotted ladybird), 807 nucleotides. RefSeq names its product mediator of RNA polymerase II transcription subunit 31 (gene MED31). Bases 169 to 627 code for a protein of 152 amino acids. Gene Ontology annotation, molecular function: transcription coregulator activity. Gene Ontology annotation, cellular component: mediator complex; core mediator complex. The transcript has 3 exons. Lineage: Eukaryota; Metazoa; Arthropoda; Insecta; Coleoptera; Coccinellidae. Gene Ontology annotation, biological process: regulation of transcription by RNA polymerase II. The record is from RefSeq and is a predicted model, not a curated record.